Molecule: messenger RNA, 1179 nt
Organism: Saxophila tyrrhenica
Lineage: Eukaryota; Fungi; Ascomycota; Dothideomycetes; Mycosphaerellales; Extremaceae
Exons: 1
Coding region: 1-1179 (392 amino acids)
Source: RefSeq, a predicted model, not a curated record
AUGCUGGUCCGCAAACCGUCAUCACUCUUCUCUCAAUCCACAACUAGCUCAAAGGAUUCGCUGAACUACCCACCAUCCGCAUUCUCGUCGAACGCCGGAUCAGACACAGAAGACGAAGACCUACUGUCGAUGUCGGCGGACGAGACACCUCCCGCAAGACCGCUGUCGGUCGCGAUACCGAAGUCGAGCGCGGUGCAUGGCCCAUACUGCCCUCGACGGCCGAACCUAAGAGAGAUACUGGCAAACACAGCAGAAUCGCCAUGGACGUUGGCGGCGUUCAUGGCGUAUCUGUCAAACAACCACUGCCUGGAGACGUUGGAGUUCACAAUGGAUGCUGGGCGGUACAGGAAACAUUACGCAAAGAUGAUGUCGAGAGCCGGUAGCAGUGGCACGCCGCCUACGAAGGACGAAGAGUACGUUCAAGCACUGUGGGAGCGGUUGGUGGACGCAUACAUUCGGCCAAACGGCUCAAGAGAGGUCAACCUACCUUCAGACGUCCGGGAUCCGCUGCUGGAGCACUCUGCAGAUGAACACCCGCCCGCACCUGAAACUCUGGACACGGCUGUCGCGAAGAUCUACGAGCUGAUGGAGGAGUCGGUGUUGGUGCCCUUCCUCAACAGCGCGUACCCGCAAACAGCACACCCGACAGCAUCUUCAUGUCCAAACCGCUCAGACGAACACGUACCACAAACAGCGUACGAAGACCGAUCGAGCGUUGUCCGAAGAAACCGACAUGCAAGGAACUCACCACCACCCAAGACCGCCGUCCAAGCGCACUCACAUUCCUACUCCGCACCGUCCACCAAUUCCCGAAAAUCAGCCCCCUCACCCAUCGCCACAUCAAACAAAUCCCGCUUCAGCGCCAAACUCACACAAUCAACCUCCUCGCCCUCCCACGCCAUCUCCAGCACCACAAGCAUGGACGCGGUGGCAUCAGGCUCCGAGCACAAUCUCUCCGGCACCGGCAGCGGACCAGGCAUGACAGACGACAGCGGCAGCACAGACAGCCCUACUGCGGAGUCUCCCACCACACCUCCCAUGAGUUCGUGGGCGGCGGGCGGCGAUGGACAGAGCCCGAAGCGGGACUCCGGGAUGUGGAAGAAGUUGGGCGGGAGGUUGAGUGGGAUGAAGACGACGGCGAAGAAGAGGAGUCAGGGGGGUUUGAGGGAGGAGCAAUAA